This is a messenger RNA of Corvus hawaiiensis (hawaiian crow), 4146 nucleotides long. RefSeq names its product solute carrier family 25 member 32 (gene SLC25A32). Gene Ontology annotation, cellular component: mitochondrion. Gene Ontology annotation, molecular function: FAD transmembrane transporter activity; folic acid transmembrane transporter activity. The record is from RefSeq and is a predicted model, not a curated record. NCBI's taxonomy places the organism in Eukaryota, Metazoa, Chordata, Aves, Passeriformes, Corvidae. The transcript is spliced from 7 exons. Bases 1 to 951 code for a protein of 316 amino acids. Gene Ontology annotation, biological process: folate import into mitochondrion; nucleotide transport.
AUGGGUGGCGCGGGCCCCGCGUGUGCGGCGCGCGAGCCGCCGGCGCGCUCCGUGCUGCGGCACGUGCGGCUGGAGAACCUGGCGGCGGGAAUGAGCGGCGGCGUCCUGUCCACCCUGGUGCUGCACCCGCUGGACCUCGUCAAGAUCCGCUUCGCAGUGAGCGAUGGAUUGGAGCUGAGGCCAAAGUACAAUGGGAUUCUCCACUGUAUGACCACUGUCUGGAAGCAUGAAGGACUACGAGGCUUGUAUCAAGGGGUAACUCCAAAUAUGGUGGGAGCAGGGGCUUCCUGGGGACUUUACUUUUUCUUUUACAAUGCCAUCAAAGCUUACAAGAAGGAAGGGAAGAUGGAAAGUCUCAGUGCAAGCGAACACCUAGUGUCAGCUGCAGAGGCUGGAGCCAUGACUCUCUGCAUUACAAACCCAAUAUGGGUAACAAAGACUCGACUUGUGCUACAAUAUAACGCUGGCGUGGAUCCAUCCAAGCGGCAGUACAGAGGAAUGUGUGAUGCUCUCAUAAAGAUAUACAAGACAGAGGGCAUACGUGGCUUAUAUAAGGGAUUUGUGCCUGGUCUGUUCGGAACAUCACAUGGAGCACUGCAGUUCAUGGCCUAUGAGGAUUUGAAAGAGAGAUACAACAAGUAUAGAAACAGAGUAUCAGAUACAAAAUUGAACACUGUGGAAUACAUAAUGAUGGCAGCUGUAUCCAAAAUAUUUGCUGUGUCAGCAACAUAUCCCUAUCAAGUUGUGCGAGCUCGUCUUCAAGACCAGCAUAACACAUAUUCUGGGGUGUUUGAUGUGAUCCGCAGGACAUGGAGGAAAGAAGGUAUUCCUGGAUUUUACAAAGGAAUUGUACCCAAUGUGAUCAGAGUGACUCCUGCCUGCUGUAUUACCUUUGUAGUUUACGAAAAUGUGUCUGGCUUUUUACUUGGUUUUAGAAAAGAAAAUAAUUAAAGGUAUGAACUUGUGUUCCUAGGAAGGAAUCUAUCCUUUAUUUUUUAUAUUUAUGAUCUGGGAGAAAUUUAGUUCAGCAGUCUUCUUUGACACUGUGAACUGAUCUGGUAUUUUGAGGAAAGAAUGUAGAGACAGUGAAACCCUGCCAGCAUCUCUCCUGUUGAGCGUUCCUGCAUUGCUGCCUUCCUCCCUGAAUCAGCUGUGUCUGCUUGAAACAGAUGUCUGCAACUGUGAAAUAAUAGUGCUGUGACUGGGUGAAGGCAGCUGCACAGCAAUUCCAUUCAUCCUGGCCUUCCUGGAAUAACCCUCUGAGCAGUUUCAGCAAGUCUCAAGAUGACAGUUGGUGAGAUUUUGCUCCUGCACAGGUGGAAAACUUCAUAUGAAAGCAGCUCUGGAGCGUGUUAAAACUUUCCUAAGUCUCUGAGUAUCAUUAAAACAAGGAAUGUCAUCUGAAUCCACCUCUGUGUUGUUUGUCAGAUUUUAGGAUAUGGAAUGCUCCAGCCUCCAUUGCUCAUCCAACACAAAAAUGCUGCCUCAGUGGGGUGCAGUUUGGAAACCGAAAUUGUUUUUAAAACAGCUGUCCAUUCUUGGGUUUGAAGAAUUGCAAGUCUGAUGAAACUCAGUUCUUGUCUCAUACCAGGACAGACUUGCAUUGUGGUUUUUGACUUGGUUGUAGCACCAGACUGACAUAUGCUGUGUGCAUUGCUGGCCACUUAAUUACUUUUCUUUCUCUUCCAUUCUCUCUUCCAUUCUCUCUCCAUCUCUCUCUAUGCCAGAGUGUCUCCAUUAAUGAUACAUCUGACCAAAUAUUACUAAGGAAAUGCAUAUUUGAAAGCGGGCUUACAUUUUAAAAAUGAGGAGUUUUUUCCUAGUAAUCCCAGAGUGAUGCAGUGUUCAAACCAGUGUAAUAACAAAUAGGACCAAAUACUUACUUUCAAGAAUAUUCUCUGGAAAAAGAAGUUUCUAGUCUAAAAAAAUCCUGUGCACAGGACUUUCUUCAAAAAAACCAGAACAAUCCAUUAAUGUCUUCUGAUUUGGUUUAAGGAAAAGAUUGUUAAUAUAUUGAUUGCUAACUUAAUGAUAAAUUAUAGUACAUCUCAGUAUAUUUGUAUAAUAAUUAUGUUUUUUUCCAUACCAAUAAUUGCCAUCAAGGAUAUGUACUUUUUAGAGUUGUGGGUUUGAUGGUUUUGGGUUUUUUUAGUUCUCUAAGAAAGUACAUUACUGACCAUAACAUCUGCCUUCUGCUCUUGGUAAGAAGAUAUUAAGUGGUAUCUAGAAAGUAUCAUUUAACUAGGAAAUAAAUUAGCAAAGGCUAUUCAACAGGUAGUUUCAUAGGGAGCAGAAUAAUCACUUAGAGAAGUUUCCUGUUUACCAGACCAACCUAAAGCAGAAAGAACAAUUUUUAAUAAAAACUUGACUGAUUAGGGGAUUGGUUUAAAUUUUAAAUUAAAAUCUGGAAAGCUACAGACACUACUCAGUAUUUUGAAUCCUCAUUCGGCAAUCCGCUUGCUUGUUUUUGUAGAUACUAUUGCCACAUACCACAUUUUGGGUAUAACUAACUUUAUUAAUAGUUUACACUUUCUCUUCCACAAUCCCAUCCCCUCUACUGAUACAGUUGAUAAUCUCAUCAGAAAUAAUAAUCUCAUCUGGGGCCUGUAUGGCUGGCUUUGGUUUUUAUUAAGGAAGGUUUGUGUGUAUUUUGCUGAAGAUAAAUUUACUGGAAGUUUACCAUGUAUAUUAUGUAGAUCCAUAACAGCAACUUCUUCUGCCUUUGGAGGGUACUUCCUUGGGUUUGGGUGUUUUGUGGUACACAGAAUGAAUUUAAUGGAACACUGAGUUAACUCUGCCACCCAGGGUCCAAAAUAUAUUGUGAAGACAAAUGCAAAAAGCAUAAAAGAAAAAAAGCUGUGCACAUGCUCCCCUGGAUUAGUGUGCUCUAGGCCCAGAACAGCUUACUCGUGCUUCAGGAUAAAUGCAAAGACUGCGAGCAUGGGCACAAUCACUUACUGUAUGUUAACUGACUUUCUGUAAAUUCACACCAUAGCUCAGUUCAUAGUAACUUGUUUGUGUUCAGAUACCUUAAAACCAUCGUCCAAGCCAGUGAAAACAUUACAGUUCUUCAGAGACAGAAUGCCAGCUGUGUAGCUUGCUGGCUUGCAGCAAAUCUCACACACAGUCUUGCAGUUGGGCAAGCCCAAGUGCUCCCCUCACUGCAGGUGUGCUGCCCUGGUAUCUGCAACAGCAGCUACCAGCAAGAGCCACCAAGCUGAGAGAUGCCUGGGGGAGAUGUUACAGCCUGUUCAGAAAAGAAGAUGAGAUUUAAUCCUAAAUAGUGAAAUAAAUUCAUUAUCUCAGAUUUAUUGGGUUUUUUUUCCUUUUAAUUUCUGGGAAGAGUGGAGAUUUUUGCAUGUUGUACAUGCUUUUCAUGGGUUUUUUAUUUCAUUAAUGUAAAAUUGAUUUUGUAAUACAAACAUGACUAUGGUUUCUUUUUAUAAUGUGUACAAUUUUAAAAAAUAUUUGAGUAUAUCACUUGCAGCAUUUGAAAGAAAAUACUUAAAACACUGAAGCUAAUGGUCUGUUGGAAUGAUUGCUGUUGUCACUUGUCAAACAGCUGUGACAUCAUUGUUUCACUUUACCAGUUCCCUUUUUUGAAAGCCUAGGCAUUUGAACCUGCCUUAUUUCUGUAUCUUCUAAACUAUUAACAUAUCUAGCUUUUAACCAAUACCAAAGUGGUUCUAUAUAUAUGAAAGGCUAAAUCCAGGAGAAUUAUUUUAUUGGAGCAAUGAAAUUAAGUGCUGUAACUGUAAAAUUAUUUAGUGUCUGCAUCUUAGUAGUGGAGACCAGUCAUAGGUGUUACACUGAAAUCCAUUCUAUCAAGAAGCAAGCAAGGGGAGCUUAGAUAGUCUGGUUUUGCUCAGUUGUUCAUAGUGAGGUAUUUAACAUUUACCACAUUGUCUAGUCACAGUUAAGUCACCAGGAGUUUGUUGAGAGCCAAGACUGUAACAGCAGUGCAUCCUGUUCUGCAGUCAGGUUUACAGGAGUGAAUUUUAUGUAUGUUUUCCGAAGGCUAAAGCCAACACCUGAUUUUACUUUCUUAGAACUUUAUCUCUAAAGCCUUCUAAUAAAAUCGUGUAUCAUAACACCGUGUAAAAUAUCUUAAGCAGAUUAAUGAUCAAUAAAAUAGCCUGGAUUUUU